AUGGUUUUUAAAUUCUCAGUAGAUGAUUUAUUUGAUAAUCAUCUACCUCCAAGUCAAUUAUAUAAAUUUCCUCGUGUUUUAUCAUUUUUUUUAGGAUAUCAUAAACCACCUCAUAAACCAGCAAAUGAUUAUUGGAUAUGGUUAGAAAUUUUAAUUGGAUCAUUUUGUGGAUUAUCUUUAAUUAUGGGUAUAUUUAAAAGUCCAAAUAUUUUUUCAGAAUAUCAUCAUGCUCCAAUAAUAUUAGCAAGUUAUGGUGCAUCUGCCAUAUUAUGUUUUAAUGCUUCUCAAGUUCCUUUAGCUCAACCAAGAAAUGUAUUAGUAGGGCAUUUUUUAAGUGCUUGUAUUGGAAUGGGUAUACAAAAAUUAUUUUAUUUAAGUGAAGGAGGUAGAGAUCAUAUGUGGGCAAGUGCUGCAAUUAGUGUUUCAAUAAGUUCUGUUAUAAUGUCUAUAUGUAAUUGUAUUCAUCCUCCUGCAGGUGCAAGUGCAAUUUUACCAAGUAUUGAUGAACAAGUUAGAUUAAUGAGUUGGUGGUAUUUACCAGUACAAUUAAUAAGUUCAUCAUUAAUUAUAACUGUUGCUUGUAUUACUGGAAAUAUAGUUAGAAGUUAUCCUGUUUAUUGGUGGAGUGCUGGAGCUGGAUUAGAACAAAAAAAACAAAGAAUGGCUAAAUUAACUGCAAGUGAUGAAGAAACUAAAAUUGAUUCAAAUGAAGAAAUUGAUAAAAGUGGGAAAGAAAAAGAAGAAGUUGAUAAUUCAAGUAAUUCUGAUGAUAUGUUAUAUCAUCCAGAAACAAAUAAUUUAAUACCUGUAAGAACAAAUGAAACAGGUAUAAAUAGAUAUAAAAAUGAAAAUAAAAUAAUAAUUACAAGUACUUCAAUAUCUGUACCUGAAAAUUUAGAUUUAGAAGAAGUUGAAAGAGAUUUUUUAUUAUCAAUACAACUGAAAUUAUUUGAUUUAAAUCUGGAAACUUUAAGUAGAACACAUACGCGGAAGAGUAGUCACUAA
Lodderomyces pseudojiufengensis is the source of this 1005-nucleotide messenger RNA. RefSeq lists its product as uncharacterized. NCBI's taxonomy places the organism in Eukaryota, Fungi, Ascomycota, Pichiomycetes, Serinales, Debaryomycetaceae. The record is from RefSeq and is a predicted model, not a curated record. The transcript has a single exon. Bases 1 to 1005 code for a protein of 334 amino acids.